Molecule: messenger RNA, 2034 nt
Organism: Colletotrichum phormii
Lineage: Eukaryota; Fungi; Ascomycota; Sordariomycetes; Glomerellales; Glomerellaceae
Product: dihydroxy-acid dehydratase
Exons: 2
Coding region: 120-1958 (612 amino acids)
Biological process (GO): branched-chain amino acid biosynthetic process
Cellular component (GO): mitochondrion
Molecular function (GO): dihydroxy-acid dehydratase activity
Source: RefSeq, a predicted model, not a curated record
AUCAUGUUCGUGCUUGUGUUUCUCCUUUCGAAAACUUGAUCAUUCUUCACUGGCAAUAUCAUUUUGGAAUCAGCUGUCCUGGCCUCUGACCAUUGCCGAGUCUCUGCAGAUCAUUCGAGAUGACUUCAAAUUUCGAUGUAGUUCAUCCUGCUGCCGGGCAAGACCAGGGACACCAUGAGCCACGGUACGUCGAAUUCCCCAUUGCGUCGAAUGACGCCACCUGGGAAGAUGGACAACCGGCCCUUAACAAGUAUUCGACAUUUCUCACUCGAGAGCAUGACUUCCCUGGGGCUAAGGCUAUGCUUUAUGCUGCAGGUGUUCCCAACGAGGAAAUGAUGCAGCGGAGUCCUCAGGUCGGUGUCGCAUCAGUAUGGUGGGAAGGAAACCCGUGCAAUAUGUAUCUGCUAGACUUGGGAAAGACCAUCAAGGAAGCCAUCAAGAAGAAGGGGUAUAUCGCCUGGCAGUACAGCACUUUGGGCGUGUCAGACGGUAUUGCCCAAGGCAACGAAGGCAUGAGAUUCUCUCUGCAGUCACGCGAGCUCAUCGCAGACAACAUCGAGACCAUCACCUGUGCGCAGGCUCACGAUGCCACUGUAGCCAUACCCGGGUGCGACAAGAACAUGCCAGGCUGUGUCAUGGCAGUUGCAAGGCACAAUCGUCCAUCAGUCCUUGUCUAUGGAGGCACUGUUGCUGGUGGGUACUGCGAGGUAUUGAAAAAGCCCAUCGACAUUGUCACUUGCUACGAAGCUCAGGGCGCCUACCUGUUCGGUACGCUAGGCUCUUGGUCCGACGACAAGUCUAUCACGCCCGAGGAGAUUCUGUCAUCCAUCGAAAAGGGAGCUGUUCCAGGUCCAGGUGCGUGCGGCGGCAUGUACACUGCGAACAGCUUGGCUACAAUCAUCGAAACUCUCGGAUUAUCUGUCACUGGCUCAUCGAGUACCCCGGCAGCUUCUCCAAUCAAGAUGAGGGAAGCAGUCAAGGUUGCCGACGCCAUUGAAGUCUGCUUGCGUCGCAACAUCCGACCCAGGGACAUCCUCACCAAGGAGUCAUUUGAGAAUGCCCUCGUCAUCACCAUGGCCCUGGGGGGGUCCACAAACUCUGUUUUGCAUACUCUAGCGAUGGCCAGAGCAGCUGAAGUGCCUCUCGACCUUGAAGACUUCCAACGAGUCUCUCGCAAGACGCCAUUCAUCGCGAACCUGAAGCCGAGCGGUAAAUACGUCAUCGAGGACCUCUUCCACGUCGGCGGAGUACCAUCGGUCACCAAGCUUCUCAUUGCAGGAGGUCUCCUUAAUGGAAAGACUCUAACGGUCACUGGGAAAACUCUCGAGGAGAACGUUGCCUCUUGGCCAUCCUUGCCCCUUGAACAGGACAUCAUUCGGCCGCUUUCCAACCCCAUCAAGCCCGCCGGACAUCUCGUUGUACUACAUGGAAAUAUCGCGCCUGGCGGUGCAGUGGCCAAGAUUACAGGGAAAGAGGGACUUCGCUUCGAGGGCGAGGCACGGUGCUUCAAUAAGGAGUCUGAGCUUGUCACCGAGCUCAAUGCUGGUAACAUUCCACGGGACAGGAACAUUGUCCUCGUCGUCCGCUACGAAGGCCCAAAGGGUGGUCCUGGCAUGCCUGAGCAGCUCAAGGCAUCUGCGACUCUGAUCGGUGCCAACCUUAAGAACGUGGCGCUCAUCACCGACGGAAGAUAUUCUGGCGCCAGUCACGGGUUCAUCGUGGGCCACAUUGUCCCCGAGGCAGCUGUCGGCGGGCCCAUCGCCGCCAUCAACGACGGGGAUGUAAUCUCCAUCGAUGCUGAGACGUGUACGAUUAGUAUGAAUGUGGGCGACAAGGAGAUCAAGGAGAGACUGCGUCUGUGGAAGCCCCCUAGGCCUCCUGUGACCAGAGGCACGUUGGCCAAGUAUGCUCAUUUGGUAUCGAGCGCCUCAGAUGGUGCCGUGACCGACUUGUUCUAGAGGGAUUUGUAACAUACAAGCUGUCGUAUGCACUUAGUUUUAUUGUUGACUUUGUCUGAUCGAACUUACUGCUGCU